UUGUCAGAACCUCAGGCAGCGUCUAGCCAGAGAACGAGAGCUCAGCGUGGAGCGCACACUGUAGAGCUACUACUACCAAAAAAGAGAGACAUUAAAUAAAUAAACCAGUCAUCAGAGAAGGGAGAAACUUUUCUUUUGUUGUUUUGCUUUCUUUCUGUGCCGCACGAGAAGGCAGGAGCGAUGUUGCAUUUCAGCAGAACGUUCGAGAAUGAAAAGCUGCAGCUUCAGGAGUUGAAUAAGAGGCUCAGCCAGUACCUGUCCCGGGUGAAGCAGCUGGAGCUGGAGAACGCCUCCCUCCUCACGGAGAUCAACACUCUGAGGCAGGAGAGGACAGGGGAGUGGGAGCAGCAGCAGCACAUGGAGGAGCUGCGGGAGCUCCGUAGAGUGGUGAACCAGCUGGCUCUUGAGAAAGCCCAAGCCGAGAUGGAGCGAGAGAGGCUGCGCAGAGAAUUCCAGCUGCUGCAGGAGCUGAUCUGCCAGGAGAGUGGUGCAUGCAGGGACAUCCACGGGGAGCUGACAGGGUGUGACAAGCACCUCCAGCAAGCCUGCUUGAAGAACCUCGCCCUGGAGGAGCACCUCCUGAAGCUGCAGAGGGAGCAACAAGCCCUGGAGGACAGCCAUAGACAAGAGAUCUGUGCGCUCCGAGAGCAGCUCUGCUCCAGAUUCGUGCCCAUGAUCACCCAACGGGGCCAAGGAUCCCCGGCACUAACCCUGGAGGAGGUGGAGGAGUACAUGCUGAGCCUAUCCCAGGCCUGGGCCCACACCGUGGAGCUGCACCGCACGAGGGUUGAGGAGCUGGAGGAGUCCCUGCGGCUGGACCAACAGAGGCAGGAGGAGCUGGGCAGAGAGAAGAGGCAGAGCGCCGCUCAGCUGGAGAAGCUGCGUGAGGAGAUGCACAGGCAGAGCCACAUCCAGGAGGGACUGGAGAGCGAGUUCAUCAGCCUGCAGGAGAGCUGCUACCAGGAGCUGCAUGACUACCAGGUGCUGAUUGAGCAGCUGGAGGAGGAGAGGAGAGAGCUGAGCGUCGCCAUCGCAGAGAAGCUGAAGGACCACCAGGAGCUCAUGCAGGUGAAGAUGGGGCUCAGCAUGGAGGUCGCCGCCUACAGGGCACUGCUAGAGGGGGAGAAGAGGGAAACAUACCUUUGGACAGACCAGCAUGUGAGACAAGCACCCAGAAAUGGAGGUAUUGGAAAGCCAGCCCACACAUACACGGUAAAGCACUCAGCGGUGAAGAGGGAGGACGGAAGGAAACCGUUUCCAUUCAGCUCACACACAGACGUUAGAUAUGAGGAACGUGCCUCCAGUGCAAGCACAGUCUCAAGGCCAGGUCAGGUCAGAACCUAUGAAGCGAGCAGAACAGUUCCAAGUGGUUUCUCAGAGAGAGUCCUGCUGGGUGGUACCCAAGUGCCUUCUGCUGCCAGAAAAGUUGUCUCAUCAUCUGCAAGAACCAUACAGGUCUCCUCUAGUUCAUCCAGGGCAGUUCCCCAGCAGGCCGAAAGAAAGAGCGUUGAAAUUAAACCAAGGGUGUUGGUCGAGAAGACCAUGAGAUCAACAGAGGUGACCACACAUCCUGCCAGAGAUUCUGCUAUUAACCUUCAGAGAUCCAGCAACGAGAACAGAGCAGGGCCACCUACUGCAGAUCAGAAGCCGACACCAGAGGACAUAACCAACAAGAGGAUUGUUACAUCACCCGUCAAGGCACCUCAAGAUCCAGAAUCUGCUGACGAAAGCAAGGUAAAGAUUACGGAGGUCACAAUCGCCAGGAAAGAGUCAACUGAAGAGGAAUCUGUGGACCUUAACGGAUUCAGAGUCAACAAGGGACAGGUUCCAGAGAACAAAGAGGUGAAAACCACACUUCAGGGACUCCAGGUUCAAAACGGCACUGGUGCACAAAAACAAGGCUUUGGAGAAGAUCAUCCAGGGGGUCAAACUGCUGCUAAAUACUUCAGUGAGCAGCAGAUUCAAAUUGAUAAAAAACAUAAGGAACAGAUUGCAGGUGCAAGUCCAGAAGAUGAAAAAAGAUCUAUAACAGAGGAAACAGUCUUGGAUACCAUAACCAUGGAAGACAUUCUUCAGCAGGUGGUAAAUCCGUCUGGUUUGCAGACGACACUCAGCUCCUCUCCCGACUCUAAGGUCACCUACCACGUUGAAAAGACAGAGGUGGAAGAUGGAACAACCAAGACCCAGAUUUUCUUACAGUCUACCGUGCGGGAGGACCUGGACACAUCCAACGAUUCCGUUCUGGAGGAGCUGCUAAAUAAGGACGUGAAAAGAACUGCUUUAGAGGAUAUCAGAGGAACCCCGACAGGAAGCAUGAUUGAAAACCUUCUCAGCCUGGGCAUGACCGGAUGGGAGAAUCGGGAGAACAUGGCAGUCAAUGUCGAGAUUAUCGAGGAACCACUGGAAAAUCAAAGCGAUGAAGAAAAAGAGGAAAAGCUCUCAUCGACAUUCUUUCAGAUCGAGGAGCUUGAAAACGCUCCCCUGGAUGUUAAAGAGUCUGUGGGCAGUGAAGAGGUGCUGAACGUAACCAUGACAGCUGAAGAGCUGAGGAAGAGGCAGUUUUCAGACAGGGACCCAUCCUUUCAAACCUGGGUCCAGGAAAAUGAGUAUUUUGUGUCCAUGCCAGAUGAUUACACGUCUGAACAUCAGGAAAGCGGCCUUUCAUCUUUCGACUGCUAUGGAACGAGACAGGAGUGGUCAGGAGACGAAAGGUACUGGCAAGAGGAGCCAGGACCCAACCAGGAGCAAAGCUUCACUGAUACAGUGAUGAAACAUUACAGGAGAGAACCUCAGGCUUCAGAGCCAAGAGCAGAGUUUGACAGAGCAGAGCUCGAUAAGCAGACUUCGUCUGAGUGCGUCAUAGAAGAAGAAAUCAAGGUUCCACGUAAAGUUCAAGAAUCAGUGUUGGAACGGCUGAGAGAGGAUGGGGACAGUCCAAAAGAGCAGCUGAAAGGGACUUUUGAGCAACUGAAAGGAACGGCGUCUGACAAUUUGACAGAGGAGCUGGCUAUGUUAACCAGCAACAGACAGGACAGCUCCGAUAACCUGGCUGUUGAUAUCAGAAAAGUACAGCAGUCUUCUGACAGCGGUGUGGUGACCAUCGUUGCAGAAAUCAAUGUUUCCCAAAAUCUUGAUGAGUCAGGCCUCCCGGAGGGACAGGAGGAAGAAGUUUCCGAGGAGCAGGUAAUGGCAGCGCUGCGAUCUACGAACCCCCAACUCCACGAAGCACUAAGUGGCAAGGCGGGAGAAAAGAUGGCCCCCCCUCACAGCGCAGAUGACAAAGAACCGACGAUUACAGUUUCCACAGAUCAAGACGUGAGAGUGCAGGGAAUGAGCUGGACCGCGAGCAGCAAAGACGCAGGGAGCCCAAACGCAGAGCACUCAGCCCCCGACAUCAACAAAUCAGUGAAGCACAUUAAAUUGGGUCCCUCUGAGAAAUCAUUCACUUUCCAGAUGGAUGUCUCCCAGGUUGCAACUUCCACCACUGGCAAGGGGCCCCAAGAAGCAAAAGCUUUUAAUUCCCAGGCAGAGUUCACUGACGGAGCCAACGGGAGGGCAGUCAGGGAGGAAGUCUAUCAGUACGUGCAAAGGACCGGGGAGGAAGGGGAGGAGCAGGUAGAGAUGUGGGAUCCCAGCCAAGGUCAAACAGCAGCACAGUUUGCGUUUUCCAAAGCACUGCAGCAGCAAAGAAUAGUGGCCCCCCGAUCAGUGAUCAGCGAGGAACAGAGAAUUGCGGCUGUUUACCUGGACGAAGAUGACGAAGAUUAGCUGAAUGGACGUUAAGAGAUGCUGAAAAAGAUUUGCUGCUUGGUAAUUUGGAUUCACUAGCAGCAUCAGAGAUAACAAUAGUACCCCCCCUCCCCCCCCCGAAAUCCAUGCUGUAAAAUCAGAUGCAGAGUAUAUUUUAUUCCACUUGAGUGUGAGUUUAUACCUGAAAGUCAGUUCUGAAGCUACGAUGCUCAUUCAGGUCAUGAAUAAUCAUCCGUAACCAUCAGAAGCAAUCUUUAGCCAGGAUUUUACUGCUUCUACUUUUGAAUAAUUAUAAUGCGCAAGUAUGUAACGGUUUUGCUUAAUCAUUACAGGCCUGGGCACACCUGAAAUCCAAUUAGGUUCAAAACUCUUUUAGAUUUCUGCACUACAUGAUUUCAAAGAUUAGUUUCAAUGUGACAAAAUAGUUUCUGUCUCCAAGCUUCAUAAUAAUAAUAAUAAUAAUAACAAUGCUCAUGUUCUAGGAUACAUGACUAAAGGUAGAUCACUCCCCGACACACCUUUCUAGAAAUCUUUGAGAUGCCGUGCAAGGUCCUGCAGAUUGACUGCAGUGUGCGCGUGGUGCUCCUGAUUGCUGAUGCUCAGGCUGAUACAGUAGCUUGGUAAACCACACCACACAACACACUGCUUUUGUAGCUGACGCGUGCACCCUGUAGCAUGGAAUGGCUUCAAUGGCAUUAUCACAGCCACGUUGUAAACAUGCUGAAGAUUUUUGCUUAUUGUUCUACUUUAACUGGGAGAAGAGCAGGUUUUUUUGUUUUUUAAUAUACAAAACUUUGUGUGCUGGUUUUGUACAUCUAACCUUGUACGCAGUGUUGAGUUGCGUCUCUAGCAUGGGACGCUGAUCUGCAGGACAGAGCUCACUCACUGCAGGGCGGAAAAAACACAGCCGCCUCAUAGAAAUACCCUUUGGGCAUUCCCGAUCCCACACUAGGGGGUUCAUUCUGUGGCACUGUUCACCUGCAAUGAGUAACCCAGCAGCCGAAGCAAAGCAGACGUUGCUGCUGGACGAAAGGAAAAGGUUUUGUUUCUAAGUCUAGGACGAUGGCUGAAAUAUGUUCUCUUAAUGUUAUGCAUAUGUUUAUAAAUAUGACGCAGCGUCACCUUUUGUGUAAGACCUGAGGUUUAUCCAUCAUGAACGGGGCAUUUUGCAAACCCCCUUUCUCCAGAUGUGUCCCUUGAAAGUGCCCUGCCUGUCAGUUCUGACCGCACCUGGUCCUGUGGUGUGUGCUGCCCUCCUUUCCACCCUCAUGCCAGUACAGCACGAGACCCCCAAACACACGGGUUCCGACAGGGGUGCUGCAUCUCUUGCUUCCUUUAUUUUAGAAAAACUGAUAUGCAUGUUCAAAUUUUUUGGCAGCUUUGAAUUUGUAUUUUUGGUUUGACACAGGUCAGCAUAAUUAAGAAAAUAAAAUAAAUAAAUAAAUAAA
Molecule: messenger RNA, 5198 nt
Organism: Polyodon spathula (Mississippi paddlefish)
Lineage: Eukaryota; Metazoa; Chordata; Actinopteri; Acipenseriformes; Polyodontidae
Product: synemin-like
Exons: 4
Coding region: 181-3768 (1195 amino acids)
Biological process (GO): fast-twitch skeletal muscle fiber contraction; intermediate filament cytoskeleton organization
Cellular component (GO): costamere; neurofilament cytoskeleton; intermediate filament
Molecular function (GO): structural constituent of muscle; vinculin binding; structural constituent of cytoskeleton
Source: RefSeq, a predicted model, not a curated record